Messenger RNA from Hibiscus syriacus, 1140 nucleotides. Its product is annotated as microtubule-associated protein RP/EB family member 1C-like. Gene Ontology annotation, molecular function: microtubule plus-end binding. The record is from RefSeq and is a predicted model, not a curated record. Bases 50 to 994 code for a protein of 314 amino acids. The transcript is spliced from 6 exons. Lineage: Eukaryota; Viridiplantae; Streptophyta; Magnoliopsida; Malvales; Malvaceae. Gene Ontology annotation, cellular component: cytoplasmic microtubule; microtubule plus-end; microtubule organizing center. Gene Ontology annotation, biological process: thigmotropism; protein localization to microtubule plus-end; regulation of microtubule polymerization or depolymerization.
AGGCAAAAGGCUUUGUUUUCCGGGAGAAGAAGAGAAGAAAUUGAGAGCAAUGGCGACGAAUAUUGGAAUGAUGGAUGGGGCUUACUUCGUCGGCCGAUCUGAGAUUCUUUCUUGGAUCAACUCCACUCUCCAUCUCAAUCUCUCCAAAGUCGAAGAGGCAUGUUCCGGUGCAGUUCACUGCCUGCUGAUUGAUUCAGUUCACCCGGGAAUGGUGUCCAUGCACAAAGUCAACUUCGAAGCCAAAAAUGAAUACGAGAUGAUUCAAAAUUACAAAGUGCUUCAAGAUGUCUUUAACAAACUCAAGAUCACUAAGCAUAUCGAAGUGAGCAAGCUGGUGAAAGGCUGGCCGCUUGAUAAUCUGGAGUUCAUGAAGUGGAUGAAAAGAUAUUGUGAUUCUGUCAAUGGAGGCGGUCUUUAUAAUUACAAUCCGGUAGAAAGGAGGGAGGCAGCUAAAGGAGGAAAGGAAGCAAGCAAGAAAUCAGCAGCACAGCAAUGCACAACCAAGGGUUCCACCGCUGCUCCUAGACCACCAUCUUCUUAUGCUCGAAGGAGCAGCAAUGAUGUUUCAUUAUCCAUGAACCCUUCCAUUGUAUCAGCAAAAACUCAAUCCAAACAAUCCAUGGCAUUGGCUGCCUACGAAGAACAGAUCACGGAAUUGAAGCUGUCUGUGGAUAGUCUUGAGAAAGAGAGGGAUUUCUACUUUGGAAAGUUGAGAGACAUUGAGAUUCUCUGCCAGAAUCCUAAAAUUGAACACUCGCCGAUUGUUGCGGCUAUACAAAGGAUCUUAUAUGCUAUAGAUGAUGAUGAUGACGCAUCAGUGGCGGAGCCAAUUGGUGAGAUAUCAGAAGAAAAAGGCAGUUUUGAAAGCCAUAAGAGGAAAAACAGUUUGAACAUUGAUGUUGAUGCUGCUGGAAUUGGAACAUCGUCUCAAAGGCAAAGGCUUUCUGAUGCUUCUGAUGUCCACUGCAGCACGUCGCCACUUAUAAGUUACUGAUCAACAAUCAAACUAUAAGCCUUUUCUAAGAUCUGUUUGAGUCCAACCAGUAGUGUUUUAGGACAGGACAUAUUGUAGUCAUCAGCUGGAAUUCUUAGAAAUGUGUGUUCAGAUGCCUGCGAGUCAAAUAUUAUUGACUAAAUGGA